CACGCCCCCGUCUAGAACAGUUCUUAGCAGCUAACAAGAACGUGAACAGCGCUUCUAAAGCACAUAGGGAUAUGUUCUUGGCUCGUAGGAGAUGCCGCUCCUCAAUUGCGCGUCACAUCGAAAGUGAGAAUCGAGAUACGCUGUACAGCGUCGGAAACGAGACAAAAUUUCGUUGGUCGGUCGUAUACCUCAUUGAUAUCUCUGUAUUAAAUUAAAUCGAAAGUUGUUCAAUGUAAUGUGUGUGUGUGUGUGUGUGUGCUACACAUUUGACGUGGACAUGCUUCACGUAUUACGCGCGUAUGUAUGUGUCGUAUGAUAUAAAUACUCCACCACAUUUUCGUCCAGCAGUAUUUCGCGUCUGCUGCGUCGCGUGUAUGUUCGUCAACUGGAGCUGACCAACCACACCGGAAAGAAUCACUCGGUGAUCACGAGCUUUGACACUGUAUGUGAAUAUCGACAAUCAGCAUAAGUUAAUAAUAUUGGAUAUAGCUUGAACUUUGACUUGUCGCUGCAGACGCGCGAUUAGAUAUGGAUAUGCUCUCGCUUAUUGGUCUGUUGAUUCUACUAUAUUACUUCAUCUAUAUUAUUAGUAGUUUCGUCCUCGAUUGUGAUAUAGCACUCGCCCUCAAGGAGAAAUUCGGUCAACCUAUCUCCUCAUUAAAAGACAAGAAGGUAUGGAUCAUCGGAGCGUCCAGCGGAAUCGGAGAAGAGUUGGCGUACGUGUUGGCCGAUGCAGGAUGUAAAUUGAUUCUGUCCGCCCGGAGAAUCGUCGAAUUACAGAACGUGAAGAAGAAAUGUUUGGAGUUAAACAAAAAUCUAAAUGAUGAUGAUGUGGAAGUAUAUCAGUUGGAUGUGCUUAAUUUUGACCAGCACAAAAAGGCGUUCGAGCAUGUGAUCAGCAAAUUCGGUCAGUUGGAUAUACUGGUCAACAAUGCCGGACGUAGCCAAAGAGCGCAAUGGGAGAACAUCGAAAUCAACGUUGACAAGGAUAUGUUUGACCUUGAUGUGUUUUCCAUCUUAUCGUUCAGCAGGAUGGCAGUCAAGCAUUUUCUACAAGUGGGCAAAGGCCACAUCGUUGUCACUUCCAGCAUCGCAGGAAUUUGUACAAUACCGUUUUCGGCAUCUUAUUGCGGUGCCAAACACGCGCUACACGGUUACUUUAACUCAUUGCCGCUAGAACAUUAUGAUAAGAAUAUUGACGUCACAAUGGUCUGUCCGGGUCCGGUGCAGACCAAUUUUCUAGCUGAAUGUUUCACGGAUAUGUCCGGCCAGAAAUACGGCGUGAACACGGCGAUUGAUCAUAACAACAAAAUAAGCGUGAAGCGUUGCGCUGUACUGAUGGGCGUCGCGAUGGCGAAUAAAAUGAAGGAAGUAUGGAUCACCAAUCCAUCCGUAUUGCAAAUUUUGUAUGCAGGUUAUUGUUUUCCGAACGUUAUGUCAUGGUUCAUGAACCAGAUAGGUGCGAAAUACUUGAUGAAAUUGCGAGACACAAACACGAAUAAAACUUACGUUGGAGAAGACAAGAAGAAGUGAUUGUAUAUGGCGUAAUAAAUUUUCUAUCUUUCCUAA
Messenger RNA from Harpegnathos saltator (Jerdon's jumping ant), 1569 nucleotides. Its product is annotated as dehydrogenase/reductase SDR family member 7. Bases 529 to 1533 code for a protein of 334 amino acids. The transcript has 8 exons. The record is from RefSeq and is a predicted model, not a curated record. Lineage: Eukaryota; Metazoa; Arthropoda; Insecta; Hymenoptera; Formicidae.